AUGCCUGUUGUCGACGGAUUGCCAGAAGCUAGUGACGACGACUCCAAGCCCGCCGAUAGAACAAUGACAUCCGGACUCAUCGCCAACGGCGCUACGCCCCAUGAUGCUGCCAUGCUACAGGCGCAUCGUGCUGUCGCUGACCCGCCGACGAAUUCACCUUCCCUUGUCUCAUCUCCCGCUCAGCCAGUUACCCCAAAGUCUGGCUCCAUCUCUGUCGCCGAGCUUGCGAUUCCUCUGUCAGAUGUUCACAUCCGUCGAGCUACACCCGACUCGUCGGCUCCUCCCACUGGGCCCACGAGCGCGUCCGCUGGUGCCCACGAAUUCCCUCCUGACUCUGCCUUUGUGGCACCAAAGUUCCGCCCGAUUCCAGCGACUUCGGACCACAGCGUACUAAACGCGGUCGGCCAGGGCCUGCAAGCGCCACCCGCCAUGAAGAUCCCGCCGCCCUCGUCUGCGCCCAUGUCGCGUAACGCGUCUGGCAUGGGUCCAGGUGAGCGUAUCCCGGUGCAUGCUCCUGCGCCUAUCAGCGAGCCCGUGCCCUCGGGCCGCCAGUCGCGGGCUCACUCUGUGAGCAGCAACCGUGGCGAGAAGAAGGGAUUCCUUGCCAAGAUGUUCAACGUCGAGCCCAAGGAGAGGCCGGGCGACGUGUCGCCGCCACUCACCCUAUCGUCCGACUCUAGACCGCCCUCGCGUAACCCCAGCCUCAAGCGCAAGGAAGAGCCCGUUGCUCCGUCCAUACAGCGCCGCCUCUCUGAGCGCUCGGCGUCCUCGGUCGGCGGCGAGGGUGGCGGCACAAAGUUCACGCUCAAGGACUUACUCGGUGGCAGCAAGGACGGCAAGUUGGGCCGCCGCGCUUCUGGGGGCUCUGCGCGUGGUUCAGAUCGUGGCUCCACCAAGGGCAGCGAAGGUGGCGACGGCCAUAGCACCGCCUCCUUGUUGAAGAAGUAUGGUGUCUGCGACAAGGCUGCUAUCGGCAAGGGCGCAACCGCAGUCGUCCGCCUUGCCCACAAAUGGGACCGCCGCGAAGAAAAGUUAUACGCGGUCAAAGAGUUCCGCAAGCGUCGCAAGAACGAAACAGAAAAAGACUAUGUCAAGAAGCUCACGUCCGAGUUCUGCAUCAGCUCGACGCUCCACCACAUGAACGUUGUCGAGACUGUCGACCUCGUCCAGGACGAGCAGCAGCAUUGGUGUGAGGUCAUGGAGUACUGCCCCGGUGGAGAUCUUUAUGCUGCCAUCAAGAAGGGCGGCAUGUCUUCUGCCGAGGUCGAGUGUACCUUCAAGCAGAUCCUUCACGGCAUCCAGUACCUCCACUCUAUGGGCGUCGCGCAUCGCGACAUCAAGCCGGAAAAUCUCCUGCUCGACGGUCGUGGGCACGUCAAGAUCACGGACUUUGGCGUUUCGGACGUCUUCCGCAUGUGCUGGGAGAAGAAGACGCACUUGUCCAAGGGCUUGUGCGGCUCUGAGCCGUACAUCGCGCCGGAGCUCUUUGAGCACAAGGAGUACGAUGCGCGUCUUGUCGAUGUCUGGGCGGCGGCCAUCGUCUUUUACUGCAUGCAGUUCCAAGAGCUCCCGUGGCGUGUCGCCAAGUCGUCCGACCCCACUUUCGCUACCUACCUCUCGCAGUACUACCCGUCUGGCGCGAGGCCCGAGGGCGCGCCGGCGUGCCCGCCACCGCUCAACAAUCUGAUACCGCGCGAGUGCCGCCAUGUUGUCAAGCACAUGCUCGAUCCCGACCCGAAGACGCGCUGGACUGUCGACGAGGCCCUCAAGGACAAGUGGAUGCAGUCGGUCAAGGUCUGCGUCGAGGGCGAGGUCAACGACCACACUCAUACCACAGUCGGCAUCGAUAUCGUUCGUCUCCCUUAG
Messenger RNA from Cutaneotrichosporon cavernicola, 1866 nucleotides. RefSeq lists its product as uncharacterized. The transcript is spliced from 4 exons. Gene Ontology annotation, cellular component: cytoplasm. Gene Ontology annotation, biological process: intracellular signal transduction; protein phosphorylation. NCBI's taxonomy places the organism in Eukaryota, Fungi, Basidiomycota, Tremellomycetes, Trichosporonales, Trichosporonaceae. Gene Ontology annotation, molecular function: protein serine/threonine kinase activity; ATP binding. Bases 1 to 1866 code for a protein of 621 amino acids. The record is from RefSeq and is a predicted model, not a curated record.